AUGUCUGCUGAAUCUAGCAAAAUGAUUGAAUACAUUCAAGACCGCCUAUAUCUGGCAUCCUAUGACUCUGCUCCAAGCUCGAGAACGGUAUUCCCUUUCCCUGUCGACUCAUCCAAGUCUCCAAGCAAGCGGUCGCGAGCUCAACCGCCCGCUACACCUACCAGCAAGCGCCGCGCUCCCGUGUACUUCACCGUCGAUGAUACCCUCCUUUACAAUGCUUUCCAUGCGGACUUCGGCCCCCUGCACAUUGGUCACCUUUACCGAUUUGCCGUGCUCUUCCACGAAAUUCUCGGCGACCCAGCCAACAGCGACCGGCCCGUGGUCUUCUACAGCAAGACCGAUGCACGAAGCCGUGCGAACGCCGCGUGCCUGGUUGCAUGCUACAUGGUCCUAAUCCAAUCGUGGCCGCCCCACUUGGCCCUUGCGCCGAUUGCGCAGGCCGAUCCUCCAUACAUGCCAUUCCGUGAUGCUGGAUACAGCCAGGCUGACUUUGUCUUGAACAUCCAAGAUGUAGUCUAUGGCGUGUGGAAGGCAAAGGAGAAGGGUUUGUGUGGUCUGCGAGACUUUAACCUGGAGGAGUACGAAAAGUUUGAGAGAGUCGAUAUGGGUGACUUCAAUUGGGUGACACAGGAUUUCCUUGCUUUCGCUUCCCCCCAACACCAACCUGUGGAGCCCGUGCCCGCCAACACCCCCGAAUACGAUGCGCUGCCAUCCACCAUCUCCGAGGUCUGCUCCGCCAAGUUGCCUCUGCCAUUCAAGAAUGUCCUUGUUCACUUCGCGUCCCGGAAUGUGGGCCUUGUGGUGCGGUUGAAUUCCGAACUCUACAGCCCAUCUUACUUCACAGCUAUGGGCAUUGCCCAUAUCGACAUGAUCUUUGAAGAUGGCACCUGUCCACCAUUGCAACUUGUGCGCAAGUUUAUCAAGAUGGCUCAUGAAAUGAUCACUGUCAAGAAGAAGGGUAUUGCUGUUCACUGCAAAGCUGGUCUCGGUCGGACUGGUUGUUUGAUCGGCGCCUAUCUUAUCUACCGCUAUGGUUUCACUGCGAACGAAGUCAUUUCUUUCAUGCGAUUCAUGCGUCCCGGCAUGGUUGUGGGACCCCAGCAACACUGGCUCCACCUCAACCAGGGCUCCUUCCGCGAAUGGUGGUUUGAGGACAGCAUGCGUGAGAAGAUGGCUGCGUCUACUCCGGCUACGCCUGCUCGUAUGUCAACUAAGAAGCGUUCAAGCAAUGGCGUUGUCUCAACUCCUCCUAACAACACCCACUCGAAGCGCGCUGCUCUCGGUGAGAUCGACCACAAUGAAGGUACUGCCAGCCAAAACGAGGAGAACCUCCCGGCCCCCACUCCUGGUCAGCCACGCAAGUCACACCGAAAGGAUUCUCGCCACCAUCCUUACUCCCGCACCGCAUCUGGGUCAUUAGCUGUGGAGGCUGAAGGAUACAUGACUGAGCAGCGCACCAGGGGUCACCGCCUGAGUAAUGAAAGUAGCGAGAGUGACGAAGAGAUUCAACUUCGUAUGCUGGCCAAAAAGUCAUCCAAGUCUCCUGUUGCAUCCCCCACAUCGCGAUCUAUUAGCUACUCAGCGACUGUCACAGCCAGCUACACCUUGACGGAUGAUAUUCACGAGGACCGAGAAAACUGGGUUGAAAAUGCUGCCCCCAAGACUCCCAGCAGCCGGAAAAGUGGCGGUGCCCCAAUUUCUGUUAGCAAGGUUCGCACCAGCCCUCGGCGGGCAACAGAUAGCUCUAAGACUGAAUCACGAGGCGUUCGCAAGCCCAGUGGUCGCAUUGGCAGCACAUCUAGUCCCGCUCGGACUGUCCGGGCUGUUCAAUAA
This is a messenger RNA of Penicillium odoratum, 1833 nucleotides long. It is a transcript of the gene cdcA, whose product is annotated as phosphoprotein phosphatase CDC14. Bases 1 to 1833 code for a protein of 610 amino acids. Lineage: Eukaryota; Fungi; Ascomycota; Eurotiomycetes; Eurotiales; Aspergillaceae. The record is from RefSeq and is a predicted model, not a curated record. The transcript has 3 exons. Gene Ontology annotation, biological process: microtubule cytoskeleton organization; protein dephosphorylation; regulation of exit from mitosis. Gene Ontology annotation, cellular component: nucleolus; centrosome; mitotic spindle midzone. Gene Ontology annotation, molecular function: protein serine/threonine phosphatase activity; protein tyrosine/serine/threonine phosphatase activity.